CAAUGACACAGCAGACGAAGAAGAAGGUAGAGCGGAAGUAAAAACAUUUUCUUUCCGCGUUGUAGAUGCCGGUGCAUAAACACACGAGAAUGACACUUGGAACUUUUUAUCUCUAAACGUUUUCCUUUCUCGCUGAAACACACGAACGGUGGAAGUUCAGCAUUAUGUCCCUUCCACGUGCUCGACGGCGCCUCCUCUCCGCACUCCAAGUCCCCUGUUGCGGCCACGCAGCGUUCAGCAGCGCCUCGAACCCUCGGGAGAAACCUGACGCCGACGGUCCGGUCUUCCAGUACGUUGGCCAGCACAGGAAGCCCAGGCACAAAGUGUUUGUGUGGGGCUUCAGCUUCACGGGAGCCCUGGGCAUUCCCAGCUUUGUGAUUCCCGACAGCGGGAGGAAAAAGCCACGCAAGUACCAGCUCACGCCUUACCGUCUGGAGACGGAAGACCAGAUCUCCUCUGCCGCCUGCGGUUACGGCUUCACUCUCCUGGCGUCUUCCACCAAAGACGUCACCAAGCUGUGGGGCGCCGGCCUCAACAAGGACUCGCAGCUCGGCUUUCAGCGCACGCAGCGCAGCCGGCAUCACAGUUACGAUUACGUGUUGGAGCCGUCGCCCGUACAGCUGCCUCUGCGUGAACCGCAGAAAACGCGCGUGACGCAGGUGUCAUGCGGGCGCGCGCACACGCUGGUGCUCACCGAUCGCGAGGGAGUUUUCAGUAUGGGCAACAACGCUUACGGCCAGUGUGGGCGACAUAUCGUGGAAGACGAAGCGUACGGCGCCAGUCACGUGAUCCACAAAAUGGAGGGCGUGGAUGGCCGCGUGGUGCAAGUGGCGUGUGGACAGGACCACAGCCUCUUGCUGACGGAGGCGGGGCGGGUCUACGCCUGCGGGUGGGGAGCGGAUGGACAGACGGGUCUGGGGCACCACAAGGUGUGCCCCACCCCGACUGAGGUGCUGGGGGAGCUGUCGGGGGUGAAGGUGCAGCAGGUCAGCACGUACGCAGACUGCAGCCUGGCCGUGUCCGCCGACGGACAGCUGUACGGGUGGGGGAACUCUGAAUACCUUCAACUGGCUUCCGUCACGGACACCACCCAGAUCAACUCCCCUCGCCGGUUGCCCCUGCCAGGCUGCGGUCGGGUGGUGCAGGCUGCAUGCGGGGGCACACAGGUGGCUGUCCUUAACGAGCAAGGCGAAGUGUUUGUAUGGGGCUACGGGAUUCUGGGCAAAGGCCCCUCGCUAUCAGAGUCCGGCUCCCCCGAGAUGAUCCCCCCGUCCCUGUUUGGACGCUCUGACUUCAACCCAUCCGUCGUUGUCAGCAAGCUCCGAUGCGGCCUCGGUCACUUUGCUGCUGUUACGGAUCGUGGCGAACUCUUCGUGUGGGGGAAGAACCUGCGAGGGUGUUUGGGUAUCGGGAAGAGGGACGAUCAGUUCUUCCCGUGGCGAGUGACUGUUCCCGGUCAAGUGGUGGAUGUAGCGUGUGGUGUCGACCACAUGGUGGCGCUCGUCAAGUCCCUCCUCUGAGUUGGGAUGCAAGAGCUCCGUCAAGCUAGCUGUGGGGUGGGCCGACCAAAAUCCACUGAGGUGGGACUGGGGUUGGGGGGGACGGGUCUAAAAAGAACUCUUAUGAACACUCGAAGACGUUUGGAAAGUAACCCCCCAUUUUUUUUCUUUUUUUAAAUAAAUCAUGUGAGACCCGAUUAGGUUUGCCCUCAUUCCUGAUCUUUUUUUUCCCCUCAAACUUUGGUACUCUCAUUUGUUGCUAGGCAGGAUUUCUGGAGCACAGUACAACAUUUAAAUGAUGCUCUCACUUGUUGCUCAGCAGAAUUUCAUGGCAAAAUUUCUGCUCCGUGCGCUGAUGUCUUUUUUUUGGUGGUGGGGGGCAAAUUAUGAAAGAAGAAAGGACAAAAUAGUGAUAAAUUGGCUAAAAGUCAAAAAUAUUGAA
Hippocampus zosterae (dwarf seahorse) is the source of this 1941-nucleotide messenger RNA. RefSeq names its product RCC1 like (gene rcc1l). The transcript is spliced from 11 exons. Lineage: Eukaryota; Metazoa; Chordata; Actinopteri; Syngnathiformes; Syngnathidae. The record is from RefSeq and is a predicted model, not a curated record. Bases 165 to 1520 code for a protein of 451 amino acids.